Rhodotorula toruloides NP11 is the source of this 1032-nucleotide messenger RNA. RefSeq names its product zinc finger, RING-type protein. Gene Ontology annotation, molecular function: zinc ion binding; ubiquitin protein ligase activity. NCBI's taxonomy places the organism in Eukaryota, Fungi, Basidiomycota, Microbotryomycetes, Sporidiobolales, Sporidiobolaceae. The coding region runs from base 1 to 1032 and encodes 343 amino acids. The record is from RefSeq and is a predicted model, not a curated record. The transcript has 5 exons.
AUGCGCGCGACCCGCCCCACGGCCCGCAUGUCGCUCAAGCGCCCGCUCCCCGCCUCGACUCCUCCUCCCGCUCUCCCUCCCGCCAUCCCCCUCGCCCCGCCCGCCGAGCGCAUCUACCCUCUCGCCGGACCCUCGAAGAAGCCGAAAAAGGGCGAACCGGGCUACGGCGAACCGCAGGAGAAGCGCCUGAGGGUGUUCAAGAAGAGUUGUCCGCUCGCGACGCAGGAACGCGCCGAUAGGGUCUUCCUGCAGAGGUUCUUCUGCGUCGAGAGGAAUAGGACGGGCGAGAUCAGUGAGGAGUUCAAGGUCCUCGGCAGUACGGGCAAUUGCUACACCGUCAAGAUCCAGCAUGAGCCGACGUGCGACUGCCCGGACGGCGCAAAGGGCAACAAGUGCAAGCACCAGCUCUUCGUCCUCCUCAAGAUUCUCCAAGUCCCGCAGUCUUCGAACCUCUGGUACCAAGCCGCCCUCUUGACCUCCGAACUCCGCGCAAUCUUCGCCAACGCCCGACCCGCCCCGCGUACACAACUCGAGGAACGCGUCGCGAAUGUGUAUAAGGUCGCGACGGGCAAGGCCAAGGCCGAAGAGGUGGAGGGAGGGGCGGGCGUGAGGAAGAGGGUCCCGCAGGAGGGGGAUUCGUGUCCGAUUUGCUACGAAGACUUCGAGCCCAACUCGGAGACCGGCCUCGUCUUCUGCCUCUCCCCCUCCGGCUGCGGCAACGCCCUCCACGCCGAAUGCUUCCGCAACUGGGCCAUGACCAGCAAGCCGACCACCUGCCCGCUCUGCCGCGAAGAAUGGAAGGGACCCGAUCCCGCCGCGAAUGCGGGAGCGGGACCGUCGUUCUCGAGGGAGGGGUAUCAGAAUUUCGCGGCGCAGGCGGGGUUGUCGGCUACGAGGGAUACGAGUACCUACUACAACGGUCCCCGCCGCCGCGCAGACGGAGGAUGGGCCCGCUACGACUCGGACUACUACGACGGCAUCCCCGACGCAGACUACGGCCACAACCCGUACAAGAGGUGGAGGAGGUGGUAG